This is a messenger RNA of Akanthomyces muscarius, 630 nucleotides long. RefSeq lists its product as uncharacterized. Gene Ontology annotation, molecular function: calcium ion binding. Bases 1 to 630 code for a protein of 209 amino acids. NCBI's taxonomy places the organism in Eukaryota, Fungi, Ascomycota, Sordariomycetes, Hypocreales, Cordycipitaceae. The transcript is spliced from 2 exons. Gene Ontology annotation, cellular component: extracellular exosome; endoplasmic reticulum-Golgi intermediate compartment. The record is from RefSeq and is a predicted model, not a curated record.
AUGCGCAUGCACACAUUUUUCGCUGCCGCCUUCGUGGCCAUUGCGUCCGCGCAUGGCACCCACGGGGGUGGUGCACACGCUGGCAACUACGGCGAGGAAGCGCGAACAGACUACCCGAACUGGAUGACGAGACACAUGGCCGAGGAACACGGCAUGGACACAUUCGACUCCCUAUCCUUCUUCACACUUCACGAUUUCGACAGCGACGGCGUCUGGGAGCGGGAAGAGAUGCAGCGCAUGUACGGACUCAUGGACCCCAGCAACCGCGACGUCAGCGACGACCGCCGCGAGGAGGCGUACCGGGAGCUCCUCCGACAUCUCGAUGCAAACAACGACGGCCUCGUCUCGCGCGACGAGUUUGCCACCUUCAUCCUCGACGGCAAGACGCUGCCCGACCUGGGCUUCGGGCCGGGCCACCACGGCGACGACGAGUACGAGUACGAGGUGCAUCACUGGAACAAGUACCACAACGAGGACACGAAGCUCGAGGAUCUGACGCACCCCGCGGACAUUGAGCACUUCAAGCACCACGAGGAGCUGGAGGACGCCGAGGAGAAGCAACAGGCCAUGGAUAAGCUGUCCAUCAUCGAGGCAAACAUCCCUGCCAAAUUCUUGCGCGUGCAGCAAUAA